AUGGGUCCUUCACUGCAACCUGAUCCCAGGCAUUUGUAUCUACCCGAUCUGAUUAAGGGCGAUCUCGACUCUCUUCGGGACGAUGUACGCCGCUAUUACGCAUCGCAGGGCGUUCCCAUUGUUUUAGAUCAUGACCAAGAUUCUACGGAUCUCAUGAAAUGUGUAGAUGCUUUGAUAGACAAAGAAAAGGCUGAGGGUGCAUAUGAAUCAGACAUUAUACUGCUUGGUGGGCUGUCAGGACGGCUAGACCAGACAAUCCACACACUCUCACGCCUGCAUAAAUGGCGCAAAUGGCGCAGACGAAUAUUUGUACUUACGGAUGACAACAUCGCUUGGGUUCUUGACGAGGGCGAACACCGCAUUUCUAUCAAUCAUUCUAUCCUAGGUCCAACAUGCGGUCUUCUGCCGGUCGGGGUUGCGUCCACCGUACUCUCUACCUCGGGUUUGCGGUGGAAUCUAACUGAAUGCGAGUCAUCCUUUGAUGGGCAGGUGUCGACGUCCAAUCACCUCGACAUGAAAGAGAACACCGUCUGGAUUAAGACGACGAAGCCGAUCUGGUGGACUGUCGAGCUCCGCCCCUUAGGACUGCAGUGA
Molecule: messenger RNA, 594 nt
Organism: Fibroporia radiculosa
Lineage: Eukaryota; Fungi; Basidiomycota; Agaricomycetes; Polyporales; Fibroporiaceae
Exons: 6
Coding region: 1-594 (197 amino acids)
Biological process (GO): thiamine diphosphate biosynthetic process; thiamine metabolic process
Molecular function (GO): ATP binding; thiamine binding; thiamine diphosphokinase activity
Source: RefSeq, a predicted model, not a curated record